Messenger RNA from Linum trigynum, 1968 nucleotides. NCBI's taxonomy places the organism in Eukaryota, Viridiplantae, Streptophyta, Magnoliopsida, Malpighiales, Linaceae. The record is from the annotation of a GenBank genome assembly.
CUAUAUAACUAUAUACUAAUAAUAUAUAUCUCAAUUAUUCUGGGGAAAAAUAAUUGAAAGCGGGUAUAAUUUUAAGGAAGACAACUAAUUAAUAUGAUUUCAUGUUUAGUUAAUGGUCAUUAGAUUAACAACCCCGUGCCCGUACGUGAUUGGUCGACAAGGUAUCAUGUAUCAAUGGAUCCAUCUGUCAUCAACCAAUAAUAAUUUAUUAACUCACCUCCAAACUCCGUUGACUUUUCCAUCUCCCGCUUCUUCUUCCCUCCGCCGGGUCAGUAGUAGUAGUUACUAUAAGAUUUGAAUGGAAUCCAUCACCAGAGAUCGAAGCACCACCAAAUAAUAACAACAAUGGCAACCAUCAGCAUCCGCGCUUCUCCUUCUCCUUCCCAACCCCAACCACCACCUCCUCCGCCGUCAACUCCCUCCGUCAUCACCCCCACCUUCACGGAGCAAAAAUGGCGGCUCCACACAAGAGAAAACGUGAAGCUCGACCUCGACAGCAUCAUCCAAACUUUGCUCUGCGCCGUCCAGGUCCCCGACCACCUCCGACAAACAAAACCCGAAGCCUACACCCCCCAGCUCAUCGCCCUCGGCCCAUUCCACCACUUCCGGCCCGAGCUCUACCAGAUCGAGCCCCUUAAGCUCGCCACCGCCAAGCGGGCCCUCCACAGGUUCAACGGAGUCAACGGCGGGCUCGAGGGCUUCGUCUCCGAGGUGUGCCGUCCCUCCGGCCUCCUCCCUCGCAUCCAGGCCUACUACGGCCGCCACCUCGACGUGGAGGACGAGACCCUGGCCUGGAUCGUCGCCAUCGACGUCCUCUUCCUCGUCGAGGUGCUCCACAACGAGGAGAUCCUCAUCUCGUCGUUCGCCCCCUGCUUCUUCGAUUCCUUGAAGAGGAAGCUCUCUCCACAUGCGAUCUUCGGCGACCUGAUCCUGCUGGAGAAUCAGGUCCCCUUGUUCUUGCUUGCUGACCUGCUUCAACAGCUGGCAGUCGGUGGUGGUGACGACAAGAAUAUUGGGGAUGAGCUGUCGAGGAGGUUGGACGUGAUCUGCCACCUGCUGUCUCCUCUCCAGCUGCCGGAGGGGAGGUUUCCGACUUACUUCCGGCGGAGGCAUUUGUUGGAUCGGCUCUACCUCCUCAUCACCAGGGGGGAGCACGAGGCUGCGGCGGCAGCGGCUGGUGGUGGCGGAAAUACUAGUAAUAAUAAUGUUCGAGCUCCGACCUCCGUGGGGAUUUUGCAGCGGAUUGCGUCCGGUCUUCUGAAGAAGGUAGAAGAUGCGCGGAACAGUUAUUACGGCGGGGCCGUGGUGACCGACGGCGAGAAGGACGCGGUUGCGGGGAGCAUAUUGGCCGGGGUGCUGAAAAAGGAAGGAGGAGGGGAUCAGGACGACGACGAUGGAAGUGGUUUGGUUUUUGCCAAAGCCGCCAGGGUGAGGAUGGAGUUGGGUAGUCAACUGAGUUUUAUUGGGGUAGAUGAAGAAAGAGAACGUGAGAACUUUCUGGUGAGGGUGCUGCAGAAUGUGACGUCGCUGGAAAUUGGGCCGGAUGAAAACGUUGCUAAUGAUUUCCAGGCUUUUGCCCAAGAGCAAGGUAAUAAUUAAGUAAACUCGUCUUAUUAAUUAGAUUUAAGAAACUCAUUACACCCAUUGACGUGAAAAAAUAAUGAUAUGCGUGAACAAACAUUAGAUUGCGUGAAUGGUGAUUACUGUUUGCAUGAAUAAUUACCUCAACGUGAGUAAAUACAGAAUUUUGCGAAUAAACACAACAAUGCAUAAUUAGGUGUUUUUUUUUAUAAGAUGCAUAAUUAGGUGUUGGUGACACCAUGUUCUAUACAACCUAUAUUCAAUGUAGUCAAAAUCACUCUUUAAAACUUAAAAAUUUGUUGUUUUACACUCCUAGGUCACCAAAAUGUUUUCGAUUUCAUAUAAAAUCUCCAGUGUAUAAAAUCAUACUAAAUUGCGCUUAAAAGG